CGGGCACACUAAACCAAACGAAAAUAAUUUUGUUACAAAAAAAAUCAACAAAUCGUAUUGUUAAAUGGCCGUGCGAACACGAACGACCAAAAAUCCGCCGCAGCGCCCGAUUCCAAACCAAAUCCUCGAGGCAGUCGGUAGUUAAUAAUACCGCAGAGCGGCCAGAUCGGGGGAUAUAUACCAUCCAUAUCCGAGUACCCUCCAACGAGAGAUCGGAGCAUAUAGAGGAGGAGAUCCCGAGAAGAUCCAGAGUUACGUGAUUCCCGGCGACACGGAUUCGAUUCUGGCUGGGAUUGGGCUUCGAAUUGGAGCAUUGCCAACGGCGGAUCAUCGAUGCAACAAUGAAUGUUCGAAAGCGGCCACGUCUGGAAAUGGAACUCGGUUCCACUACCACCACCACCAGCACAUCCACGUCCUCCUCCUCCGUAAACAGCAGUAAUGCCAAUCCAACGGCUGGUAGCCUCAUGACCAUUACCAAUCACCACACCGCUGAUUUGUCAGAGGCCCUGGUCAGCAGUUCCUUUGCCAACGGCCAUCAAAGCCUAAUCCUUACCAGCGCCAUGGGAAAUCCGCUGAUGAACAGCCAAGGUGCUCAGAUAUUCCUCACGAUUUGCGGUGACGAGAACUCGGAGGAUUCGCAGGAGUACUAUACCAUUAAACAGGAACCAGGCUCCGAUCUGGAUGUUCAUUCGCUGCUGCCCACCAAUCUGCAGCUGCCCACUGGCUGUGAGAUUUAUCUGGUCAAGGACACCGGCAGUUUAAUGGGUGAAUCGCCGACCAAGGCGGCCAUCAAGCUGGAACUGGAUACGUUGAGCGAAAAGCCGCGUCUUCCAACUGUUACAACUUCCUCCUGCACAAAGCCCCUGGUAAUAACCACCCAGACCGUGAAUCCUCCCACUCCAGGAAACACUACCACCUCCAGUGUCCUGUAUGGCUCUCACGGCCACAGCCACGCCCAAGCCCGAUCCCAGCCAGAAUCCGCUGGCCAAACGCCAUCCAGCAAACUGGAGGCGUACAAGAAACGCGAUGACAAACGUCGUGCCACGCACAACGAAGUCGAACGCCGGCGUCGCGACAAGAUCAACAGCUGGAUCUUCAAGCUCAAGGAGAUGCUGCCCAGUCUGAGCUCCAGCUCCAGUUUCAGUGAAGCGAGCACAAGUCCCAGCACCAGCGGAAGUACGAGUACCAAUGGUAGCGCAAAUGGAAGUAGCCACUCCAAAGGGAAUACCAGCAGUUCCAGCGGACGGACGCCGCCCAAUGACUCCAAAUCGCAGAUCCUGAUCAAGGCGUGCGAGUACAUCAAGAGCAUGCAGGGCGAGAUUGACACGCUACGCGACUGUCUGAGGGAGGCGGAUGGACUGAGGGCCAGCAACCAGGCGCUGCGGGAGGAACUGGAUCGCCUGAAGCGCCAGCAACAGCUCCAGGAGCGCUUCCACACGGCCAGCGGAAGAUCGACCUUCAAUGUUACGCUGAACUCGCUAAACAGCUCGGCAACCAGUGAUCUUUUCGAGGGAAUCGAUACGACGCCCAAUCUGGCCGCCGUCUCGUCGCUGGGAUUCGGCAAGCGUGGCCUGCUGAUCAGCGAUUUUGAUGAGUAAGCAAGCUGGCAGCGAAAAUGGAGUGGAAAGACAAACAUAUGGGUGCACCGAUUUGGUUACCGGUUACGGGUUACGGAAUACGGGAUACGGGGAAAAAAUAAAAACAAAAACGUAGGCGGAUGGACAAGCGCUGGCGCCUUCACAAACAUAUACGCCCAUCCACCAAAGAAUGACGUGCAACGUACACGCAACGCAACACACGCAGUACAAUAAACGGACAUGACGAGUGAUUCCUUGUUAUCGCCGCUCUGUUAUAUGUUAUAUAAGAAAAGCAUAUUACAUAUGUGUAUGUAUAUGCAGUCGAACUUGGGUGACUCAAGCCAAGUUAUUGGCCUAACCGCUCUGACAAAAAGCUGUUCUCAAUUGAGUUUAAUUAACGAGCCACGGCACAACACAGCUGCUUUUAUAUGUUAUAUCUGUUAUUGGUAUUAUUCCUUCCCUACUCACUACUCCCUCCCUCACCUCAAAAGUGAGCCAAAAAAAAAUCAUCCAUAUAACGAUCUAACGAAUUUUUUGUACCACAGAAACAUGGUUCACCCAUGCCGCGUUCAUUUUCAUAUUUAGUUAGGGUUCCGGGAUAUUAGAUCACAAACAAAUAUUGUUGUUAAGAAGCUUUAAAGCCCUUUCUGUUCUUCCAGGUAUUUUUUCUAUUUUCUAUAUUCUAUAUUAAAUUAUGUUUAAGAUAUACGUAUGUAUAUUUGUUUCGAUUUGCACAGCGAAUCUAUAACUAAGCCAUGUUUAAAACAAUUUCUAUGCGUUCAUUUGAACUACUACUACAGUUGUAGUUUUCACUUUCAACAAGAGGUUGUUGUAAUGAAAGUAAAAUAUUUUUUUCAAAAAUGUCAUGUAAACAAAUUGAAAUAAUAGUAAAAUAACAUAAGAUAAGUAUAAGAAAUUUCUUGCUGAAAGUGGAAACUGAAGUGGUGGACAUAUUAUAAAGAAGUUUUUAAUUCGUUAUACAGGAAUUUAGUUGUAAGUCUGAAGCUUGAGUAACAAAAGUUCGAUUGUAUAGAUGUUAAAUGAUUUUUUUUUAUUUAUCUAUGGAAAGCACUCAGAUCCUCAAGCGGUUUGCCAUCAUUAUAUACCUAUGAAUUACCUAGAAAUACAAGCAAAAUCUAAAAGCGUUAACGAUACCUACCUAUUGCAUAUAUACCUUGAACUAAAUCAUAUUUGGAGCAUGUUUGUGCUUGAUUUUUCGAUUUUAUUGUACUGUUUCUCGCACUAAUUACCUACAAAAUAAUGUAACGAAAUUAUACUAUAUCUAGUUAUAUCGUAUAUAUAUUAUAUAUUAUAUAUUAUAUAUAUAUAUAUAUAUAUAUAUAUAUAGACAAGUGUACAUACGUAGUGCAGGCGGUAGAACAGUGGGAGUUCGAGGGAGAUGCGGCUAUAUAGUGCCGCACUGCUCGUCGGGGGCGUGUGCACCGUUACAGAUAAAACGCUAUUGUUGAUAAAGAAUAAUAUUAUAUUAUAUUAUAUUUGAGCAUAAAGUUGUUGUGAAUGUUAUAUCACUGUUUUCGAUAUACGACGCUGUUUCAGAAGUAUACAGAACAAAAUGUUUUAAAUAUGAUUCAUUUGUAAUACUUAACAAAAAUGCCAAAAAAACAAAAAAACAAAAAACAAUUAAACAAACACACCACACUAAUGCAAACACACUAAGAUUCGGGAUUGUAAGGAUUGUGAGGUACUGGGAAUUGCAUUGUUUGACCCAUGGCCGAAACGAAAUGGGAUCUUGUGUUACUUGUUGCUAUCUAUAUGCAGUACAUUACAAUAAUAUCACAUUUCUGUCAUUUGACAGCUAAUAAUUCUAUUCAAUUUCAAUAAACGAACUCAGUAAUGGUUAACACACA
This is a messenger RNA of Drosophila teissieri, 3445 nucleotides long. It is a transcript of the gene Usf, whose product is annotated as serine-rich adhesin for platelets. NCBI's taxonomy places the organism in Eukaryota, Metazoa, Arthropoda, Insecta, Diptera, Drosophilidae. The record is from RefSeq and is a predicted model, not a curated record. Bases 342 to 1598 code for a protein of 418 amino acids. The transcript has 2 exons. Gene Ontology annotation, biological process: regulation of transcription by RNA polymerase II. Gene Ontology annotation, molecular function: RNA polymerase II cis-regulatory region sequence-specific DNA binding; DNA-binding transcription factor activity, RNA polymerase II-specific; protein dimerization activity.